Molecule: messenger RNA, 1742 nt
Organism: Amphimedon queenslandica
Lineage: Eukaryota; Metazoa; Porifera; Demospongiae; Haplosclerida; Niphatidae
Product: organic cation/carnitine transporter 7-like
Exons: 1
Coding region: 191-1609 (472 amino acids)
Biological process (GO): transmembrane transport
Cellular component (GO): membrane
Molecular function (GO): transmembrane transporter activity
Source: RefSeq, a predicted model, not a curated record
AUGAUGUGGUUACGGCAACGUAUAAUUACUAUAAAUGACGCAUUUUGUUUGCAAUGUGGGCCUGUUGGUCUAGGGGUAUGAUUCUCGCUUUGGGUGCGAGAGGUCCCGGGUUCAAAUCCCGGACAGGCCCUUUUUUAUUUUUUUUUCACUGCAGUAUAGGCGUCACUUUACUAUUUUUUUGCUUGACAAAAUGACAAGAUGCAGGACUACCAGCCAUUAUCCUCUUAUAGAGACUCUUCUACAAAGUAUAGGACUGGGUCCCUUUCAAGUUCUGGUGUUCCUGCUCGCUGGAAUGACGUACUUUGCUUAUGCCUGUGAAUCAUUGACAUUCACAUUCAUCAGUGUACAGGUCACAGAGGAAUGGAGUUUCAGUGAUGUCACCUUUGCCAUUUUACCAGCAUCAACUUGUGUUGGGAAUAUCAUAGGAGGCCUCAUCUUCAGCUACCUGUCCGACAGGUAUGGAAGGAUUUGGCCUUAUGCAACUUGCAUGGGAGUGAUCCACAUAUUUGUGGCUUUGUCAGCACUUUCCAAGAGUUUCCUAAUGCUGGUCAGCCUGAGGUUUAUUGCUUCAUUGGGAGUUGGUGGAAUCAUUGCAAUAGUACACCCAAUGCUCAUUGAGUUCCUGCCUACUAGAUACAGAGGGAAAGUGACACUAUUGACUGGGUUUGUUCGUGCAAUCGGUUCAUGUGUAACAGGAGGAUUAGCCUAUUGGCUGGUAUCAAAUUACGCUAAUGGUUGGAGGUAUUUCAUACUUGCUACGAGUAUACCAUCUUUGUUUGUUGUACUUUAUAGGCUGCUGUUUUGGGUUGAGAGCCCACGGUAUUUGAUCAAUGUUAAUAAUAGACAGAAAGCAUGGAAAACAUUGUCAUUGAUAGCAAAAGUGAACAGGAAGGAUAUAGAAUCUUUCACCAGCAGAGAGCAAUUUAUCAACGGCAAUCAUAACUUGCAGUUUGAAAAUUUUCGGCAUCAAAAGAGUCAGUGGUCCACACAAGUAAAAUUAUUCUUUAAAAUAUUCAAGGCACCUUAUUUAAAGACUACGCUCUGCUAUUUGUUCAUAUACAACACACAAAACUUGGCCUACUAUGGAUCAACAUUAUUCCUCCCUACAUUACUCAUUAAUUUUGGGAUAGAUCCUUAUUUUGUGACUUUUACAGGCUUCACUGCACAAAUUCCUGGUAUACUACUAAUGGCAAUAAUUGUCGAAUGGCCUGAAUUUGGUCGAAUAAACACACUAAGAUUAUUCAGUGGGUUUACAAUGCUCUCCUUCUUUCUAUUGGCCUUUGUACAUCAAAGUCAAGUGGGUACUUCCCUAUUUAUUGUAUUUAUAUUCUUUGGUAUGGUCCCCAUAAAUACACUCUUGUUAACAUCAAUAUCAGAAUCAUACCCGACUAACGUUAGAUCAAUGACAAUGGCCUUCAUGACAGGAUCAAGCAGUGUCAAUGGAGUAUGGCUACCAUUUGCUAGUGGAUACCUGGCUAGCUUAUCAAAUACUUACACUUGGCUCUCCCCUACAAUAUGGGGGUGCUUCUUUUUGGUUCAGUUAUGUAUCUCGCUGUUUUUAAAAAUGGAAACUAGAGACAAAGAGCUCCCAGAUGUCAUGAAUGAAUGAUCACAGAUUAACACCUUCUAUGAACAGUAUAGUACAUUGCAUUCUUAAUAUUCAUUGAAAUGUUCACAGUUAGUAAAUGCUGUUUUUAAUUCUAUUUUAAUAAUGAUACUACAACUGUAUUUACCAGUUCAAA